Molecule: messenger RNA, 1468 nt
Organism: Eucalyptus grandis
Lineage: Eukaryota; Viridiplantae; Streptophyta; Magnoliopsida; Myrtales; Myrtaceae
Product: protein MIZU-KUSSEI 1
Exons: 1
Coding region: 369-1088 (239 amino acids)
Biological process (GO): hydrotropism
Source: RefSeq, a predicted model, not a curated record
UCUUUAUCACAUACAAACCCUCCUCCCUCCUUUUCAUCACUUGGUCACAUCAUGCUUUUUGAGUCCCCAUUGUUUUUCCUCUCCUCUUUCUCUCUCUUAACCAACUUGAAUGGGUAUUGAGGAUUGAGUCCUCUCUCUUCCCCCAUUACAAAAGGAUUCCCAGAGAACAAUCCCAAGCCAAAUGACCAACCAAGUCCCCCAACUUCUUUUACCCUUUCUCUAUAUUUAUCUUCUUUGUUUCUUUGCAUAAUCAAUCAGUCGCGCCCUUCGACUCCGAAGAUCACAUUCUUUUAUAUCCUCUCAUUUGGCAGUAGGUAUAUAUACUCUUUGUUGCCUCUAAACACCAAAUUCAAUUGAUCUCCAACACCAUGCCGCCGGUUCACUCUAGUCCGUACUUCCAAAUGGACAACCCCCCGGCCAUACUAUCGCUACUCCGGCAUGCAACACACACAGGCCCCAGGGAGAAGCGGCCCAAGUCAUCGUCCUCCUCGACUGGCGGUGUCUUCCGCCUCUUCAAGCUCCUCCCCAUGCUGACCACUGGGUGCAAGAUGGUCGCGCUCCUUGGGCGGCCCCGGAAGCCGCUCCUCAAGGACGGCGCGACGACAGUGACGAUCUUCGGGUAUCGGAAGGGCCGGAUUGUCCUGGCAAUCCAGGAAGACCCUCACUGCAUGCCCAUCUUCGUCUUGGAGCUUCCCAUGCUGACCAGCGCCUUCCACAAGGAGAUGGCGAGCGAGAUCGUGAGGAUCGCGCUGGAGAGCGAGACGAGGACGCACAAGAAGAAAGUGAUGGAGGAGUUCGUGUGGGCCGUGUACUGCAACGGGAGGAAGAUGGGCUACUCCAUCCGGAGGAAGCAGAUGAGCGACGACGAGGUGCACGUGAUGCAGCUCCUGAGAGGGGUGUCGAUGGGAGCGGGCGUGCUCCCGUCGCCGCCACCGUGCGAGAAGGAGGGGCCAGACGGAGAGUUGACGUACCUGCGGGCAAGGUUCGAGAGGGUGGUCGGGUCGAAGGACUCGGAGGCCUUGUACAUGAUCAACCCGGACGGGGCGCAAGGGCCGGAGCUCAGUAUUUUCUUUGUCAGGGUUCGCUAGGCCAAUAAUAUCGUGCCGCGGACGAUACUUGCUACUCUUGUAACAUUCUAGCUGAUGACUGAUUGCUCUCAUCUUCUUCUUCUUCUUCUUCUUUUUCCUCUUUCUUGGGUGAACAAUCUUGUAACAUAUGGUUGUAUUCAGUCGAAAAGGAAGGGAUGUCGGAUGAGUUGUGACUACUUUCAGUCCGGUUACAACUUUAGAUUAUGUACGAGAGCAAGUGAUUUUGGCCUUAUAUAUUGCUCCCAGAGAGGUCCGGAUUCCAGGCCCAGCUCAAUGUCUUGGGCUAAACAGUUCUGUCACCAUGUUGUCUCUAAGUUGGCCACGUAAUGGCAAUUUCGCCUCUGACGAAAUAAAGGUUUGGAGCCCGAUAUUGCAUUGUU